Rhizophagus irregularis DAOM 181602=DAOM 197198 is the source of this 1142-nucleotide messenger RNA. RefSeq lists its product as uncharacterized. NCBI's taxonomy places the organism in Eukaryota, Fungi, Glomeromycota, Glomeromycetes, Glomerales, Glomeraceae. Gene Ontology annotation, molecular function: protein binding. The record is from RefSeq and is a predicted model, not a curated record.
CUUCUUUGCUAUCAUAUUUUCACUUUUCGUAAAGUAGUAUUUUGGUGGUAGUAUUUUGUAUAAAUCCCUAAAUAUCUAUUCCUUUUCUUUUAAAGAAAGUUAAAGAAUUGAAAUCUCCCUCUUUCUUACAUCAUGUCAAAUAUAACAGAAAUUUCAACACUUCCAACAGAAUUACUAGAAGAAAUAUUUUCGCAUCUUGAUACUCCUCGAUUAUUAAAUUGUCUUUGUCAAAAUAGAAAAUUUUUUUCUUUGACGGUUCCAUUAAUUUGGGAAAAUUUGGGUGAUCGUUAUUGGGGUGCUGGACCAAAAACUCCAUUGCGCUGGCGUUUAAUUACUGAUAUACUGCUCUUUUCAGGAAAAACUUUUGUUGAUUACGCAAUUUUCAUACAAAAGAUUGAUUUAUCUUGUAGUCAUUCACCUGAUUUUCGUGUUCCAAAAAAAACUUUAUGCCAUUUACUUAUUAACGGUAGAAGACUUAAAGAAAUUAAUUUUCAAUAUCACAAAGAAUCUUCUAUUUUCGAUGAACCCUUUGAAUGUUUAAGAGAGAUAAAUCCAUCUUUACAAAUUUCUACACCACCAACAACUCCCCCUUCUUCUUUCUCUUCGGAUUCUAUCAUUAACACGCCAAUAGCGCCAAUACGUAAAUUAACGAUGAAGUUAUAUAAUGUAUCACCAGUAUUAAUUAUUUCAUUAUUCGCAAAAUACGUUAACACGUUAGAAGAAUUAAUAUUAGACAUCAUGUAUGAAUUAAAUCCUUUACCUUAUGAUGAUUUAAGAUUAUUAGCAAAAAAUAAUCAAAAAUUAAAUCAUAUGGAAUUAUAUACUAUAGAAGGUGCUAGAGUUUUGAAUAAGAAAGAAUUAGUUAGUUAUAGGUCAAAUGGUGAAUUACCUAAGCCUGAAGAGCGGUGGACUCCCGAACCGAUUUAAAAAAAGUGAAAUUUUAUACAGGUGAAUCGCUGCCUCAGGAAAGGAACAAUGCAUUUUGUUCAUUUUAAUUCAUUAACUUAUUUUUGAAUCAUUAAGAGAUCAAGGAAUGCUUAACUAUAGAAAGCGAAAUAAUAGUUGAAGCCUCGUUAUUACUCAUAUACCUAAUUUGAAAUUCCAAAUAGAGGAAGGAUAUUGUGACAGGAAAAAAAAAAUUC